Messenger RNA from Fundulus heteroclitus (mummichog), 2217 nucleotides. Its product is annotated as G-protein coupled receptor. The transcript is spliced from 2 exons. Gene Ontology annotation, molecular function: G protein-coupled receptor activity. Gene Ontology annotation, biological process: G protein-coupled receptor signaling pathway. The record is from RefSeq and is a predicted model, not a curated record. Gene Ontology annotation, cellular component: membrane. The coding region runs from base 161 to 1216 and encodes 351 amino acids. NCBI's taxonomy places the organism in Eukaryota, Metazoa, Chordata, Actinopteri, Cyprinodontiformes, Fundulidae.
AAAAAAAAAAAAGAAAAAGAAGUGACAGGGGGAGCGCGCAGCGGAAGCCUGAGUCAGUCUUCAGCGAGGCAGCGCACGGAGAGGACCAUGUGGCGGAGCAGCGGUUCCCUUCCCAUCACCAGCCUCUCUCCAACCUGUCCAAACCCCCAGCUGAGAAAUAAUGUCUAACAACACCACGGCGGUACACCAGGACUACCCUUGCGUGCGCUUCUACGUCUCCAUCGUCUCCUUCUCGGUGCUUCUCUUCUUCAACCUCAUCAUCAACUGGACCAUCGUCCGGGAGGAGCGGCUGCGCAGCCAUGCGCGCUUCGUGCUGGUCUUCCAGCUGCUGGCGUCCGCUCUGGUCCACUUCGGCGUGAGCAGCGUCUUCUACUACCAGAUCCACCUGGACGCGCGGCCGAGCCGCUCGGCGUGCCUGGUCAUGAUCACCGUCAUGAUCAGCAGCGCCUCCAACAUCCUGCUGACGCUGACGGUCAUGGCCCUGGACCGCUUCGUGGCCGUGUGCCACCCGCUGCGCUACGCCUCCGCCUGCACGGCGGCGUACUGGCCCUGGCUGCUGGGCGUGCUCACCUGGCUGCUAGCCCUGGUCAUCCCCCUCAGCCUGCUGCUGAAGCCGGGCGCCAAGGCCGAGCACCCGGAGGGGGGGUGCGACCGGGACCAGCUGAAGCAGGGCAAGGUUCAGAAGGUGCUGUUCAUCGGGGUGUGCUCGCUGCUCAUCCUCUACAGCUACGUGCGGAUCCUGGUGGAGGGACGCAGGCUCGGGGUGCUGAACCGGCGCAACCGGGCCGGGUGCAGGACCAUAGCCCUGCACGGCACCCAGCUGGCCGCGUACCUCCUGCCCAGCUUCACCAGCUUCGGGCUGACCGUGAUGUUAAAUCACCGCCUCAUCAGCGGGGAGACCAAGGAGCUGUCCGCCGUCGUCGUCUUUGCCUUCUUCAGCGUGGCGCAGUGCGUGGCGCCCAUUGUUUACGGCCUGCGCAAAGAGGAACUUCUGGAGCAGCUGAACCGUCGGUUCCCCUGCUGCUCCCGGUACCUGAAGGCUGUGCUCGGCCGGACUGUGAGAGCCACCUGGUCCCAUGCGCCGUCCAUCAGAAGGGAGCGGACGCUAACUGCUCAGACCAUCAUCUCCCUGGAAAUCCCACAAGAGGACAGGGAGGAAGAGACCGGACCGCUCCCGGACUCACCUUCAUGUGAAGGAGUUACAGACGAAGCCUGAUUGGCUGCUUGGUGUCAGGGUUUGACUGGACAAACUUUGGUUCCCAGCAGGUACUUUUUAUCCUGCGCUGUAAGGAACUCAGGAACACUUUUGAUCCAUCCUUCAUGAGAGCGUUUAAACCAGGACGUGCAGCUGCAUAUGGAGGACCACAGAAAGGCGUCAUCUGUUUGUCUUUUCUUUAGUCCGGUGCCUCCUCUGAGGCCAGGUGGAACAGUUCUCCGACUGCAGAACCCCUGGGACAGUUCAGGGCAACCAACCACGACCCGGUCCGUCUGAUUCUGACCUCCUGAGAUUACGCUGACCGACACGGAGGAUCUAUUCGAACAAAUUUCUCAGAGGAGGGACUUCUGGUUUCGCCUUUGUGGGCACAUUGCAACAUAGCACGUGUGUUUGUUACAAAAAAAAGUUUAUUUUUUGUGUAAAAACUACUUUAACUUAUUUGUACAGUUUUAACUUUGAAAACCUUAUCUACAAUAUUUUUUAAACGCCAUAUUUUUAUACCACUCCUGUGUUUUAUACAGAAUUGGAAAAGCAGAAUUGCCUAAACUGAAGCACCAAGUGCCUUUUAAUGAAGGGGCAAAAAGAAAGAUGAGGAAAAUAGAUUGAGCAAGCGUCUUUAUACAGCCGUUGCUUUGUGCUGAGAACGUCCUUCCCCUCAAGAGAUCAUUCUCCUUGAUCAUGCACGUAUUUCAAGACAGCAUGCUAAUUUAGGAACCAUUUCUCUGUUAUGUUUUUUCCCCCUCAAGUUCUAGUUUUUUUUGGGGGGAAAUGAAGUUACUUUGUGACAGCUCUUCUUUUAAAGCGGUGAAAAACAAAUGUCAAAACCCCACAUUGAUGCUCCCCUUCCUGUAUGUUCGUCAGACCGUUGUUCAACCUACGAUUUAUUUAUUUAAAAACGACCAUCCUCCCUUUUUUAAGGCAAUAAGCUACAGAAUAUUUUAAAAUGUGAAUUAUUUCCUGAAAAGGCCAGUUGUUGUUUUUUUUCUAAAAUUCUGAAACCA